AUUUUGUCCUCGCAGAAAUAACACAUGUCACUUUUUACUUCUAGUUGAUAAGCCGACCAGAGUUGGCAAUCUGUGGUAGAGAUUUUUGUGAGUGUUAAAUCAUUUUGCUUUCUUAACAUUUUUUCAGUUCUUAUAAUUUAGUUAUACUCUUACAUUUACUUUUUACGCUUGAUAACACUUCCGAGUUCUUCCUAACUAUUAUGGCGCGAAUUAAUACGUACGUUGGCUUUACAUAAUUUAUUUUUAGCUUUCGGUUAGGAAAUCAUUUUGAAAGGCUUCAAAUUGCCCCGUUUUCUUUCGAUGAUGCGAUCGAAUGAGCAUUAACGAUGAACAGAAACUGCUGAAAUCGCUUGAUCGAUCGAUCAAUCGGUGUAAGAACGAAGUCAAACACAACCGUGAUCUGUCUGUGGCGGAUAAUUGCCUCGAUCGGGUUGCAAUUGAUCACUAAAGAACGGUUAAUACAAUUUUGAAUGCCUCGUGAUUGUAUCUCGUGAUUGUUUCUAUGCUAAGAGUGUAGAGUCUUGGAUCUUGCAAUUGCUGUCUUGUCUAUGGUGAAAACUAAAAGCCCUCUACUAAAGCUCAUACAACACUGUGUAGAGACACUUCACACUUUAUUAUUUCACACUGUUUACUGAAAAAAUAACUCAACAUAACAGGAUUUACAAUGAUAUAGAAAAAAUACAAACAGAAAUUAAUUAGAAGAAAGAAUGUUUAAUCGUGUACAGUGACCAAAGUAGCCAAUGAGCUUUAGAGUUUGUCACUGUCAUGUGUAGAUAUGAGUUGGGGUUGGCCACAUGUUAAGUAUACUUUAAAGAUAUCUGAAAAUGUUUGUAUGAUCAUUUUAUGCAUUCAAAGGGAACAGAAGAAAUGAUUCUGUGGUACUCAAAGCUAAUGAAAUUUAACAGUUAUCCAGUUAUUUGUUAUGAAAUCAUCAACUAAUUCCCAAUUUCUUCUUUUUCAUGGAAGCAUGAAGAUCUGUCCAUAAUGAAUGAAGAUCGUAUAAGAAGAAGGUACGAACAGUGCAGUAGCAUUUUACACUCAAUUUGUGGUUUACCUUGCUGCUUUUAGGAUUUAGUAUGCAGUCAACUCUCUCAUUUCAUUUUGUUAUGUCUAUUAUUUAACCCUUUCACCCCCAAGAUCUCAUUAGUAAUUCUCCUUUCUGUCUGCCAUACAAUUCUCAUGAUAAUAGUUGGGAGAAUUUGGUAUGGGAUCAGCCAACUUUUCUCUUAAUAAUUAUUUUCUUUUUUCUCAUUACUUUUCUGCUUGAUAUUAAUGAUGUGUGGAGGAAUAGUGUCUCAGUCACUCUUUGGAGUCAACUCUUUAACUCCCUUGAGUGACCAUGAAAUACCAAAUUCUCCUAACUAAAUUCAUAAGAAUUUUAGGGUAGAUGGUAAGGAGAAUUACUAAUGAGGUCGUGGGAAUGAAUGAGUUAAAGGGUUUUUAGCACAGUGAUUUAUUAUUUUAUGAUUUAAAUAAACUAUGAUCAAUUUACUAUAAUUGUAUGGUGGAGACACUUAAAUCUCAUGUUAAGUUUCUUAUAUUUAAUUAAUAUUAUAGAAUGAUUAAAUUGUUUUGACUGUCUCACUGUUUUUGUUUCUGAUUACAUGUUUACAUAGCUGGAGUGGAGAUUCAUCCUCUUCCGAAGUGUUAUUACCAAAGCAGUUGUCUGACAAGGAAUUCCUGGUGAGUAUUAUAUCCCUAAGUCUUUUUUAAAUAGAUGGAAUAGGAUUGACACAAUUGUAAACAAUACAAAACCAAAUUUAAUCUGCUAUGGUUAGUAAUCAGAAAUCUGCCCAAUAGAACUUUUCAUGCCUGAGGUUUACUUUAUGUUUGCUCUAAUGAGGUACUCAGAAUUUUUUCAUUGUUCCAUACAUGUCAUAAAUCAUUUCAUUUUGUGAAAAGACAAAAAAAGAACAUCUUUCUUUAUUUCAUUACGAAGCUCGAAAAUUCACCAUCUUUUUUAUUCAAUCUAUACACAGAACAUUUUUGACAAUGCUGAUCUUUACUCAUGCAGAAUGUCUGUUAUACAGAAUAUAUGAACCUAGUAAUGACCUAGCUCACUGUAGAGUCUCUGUGGCUCAGUGGUUGUGUAUCUGAGCAAAGCAUUCCCAAGGGCUGAGGCACUUAGAAAUUUUUCAUUCUCCCACUCUUGUAGCAUAACCAAAAAGAAACUUUUUCUACUUCAAUAUCAAGGGAGAAAACACAUCAACUUUUGUAUUCUAUCUGAUUUACUGGUAGAUAUAUUUCCAAGAGAAAUAUAUUAAAUAUAAUAAGAAAAUUGAUUUCAAAUUUACGAUUGUCCUGGCAAUACCAUCCUUCUUUCUUUUGGAUAGUACUGAGAAUAUGGGAGGGAUAUGCAUUAAUGUAGAGGUGAGAAAUGAGGGGGGUUAAGUUACAAUUUCUGUGCAAUGCAACUCAAGAAGUGGGGAGAAACACUUGACUAAGUCUUGAGUUUCUCCCUAAACUUCUUCUGUGCUCUAGCUGCUUCCUGUAUGCUUUACAACAGAACCGAGCACAGUCAAGGCUUCUCCAUUUGUUAAGUAGAGAACCAUUGCAUUCAAUGAAAUAUGUUAACCUGUAGUUUGGGCAUUGUGUGAUGAACUUACAGAUUGUUGGUAAAAAUGAAAAAAUUGCUAAAAGAAAUUACUGAUUGUUCUCCACUGUAACUGACAGGAAGCAGAGCAUGAUGUGCUAAAAGCCAACAAUCACAAGUUGUUUUGGGUCACAAACUUUUAUGUUUGAUGUGAGGAAAAUAAAGUAAUUCGAUAUGCAGACAAUGUCUGCUGUGAUUUUUUCCUGUGACUUUCAAUAUAUAGUUUCCAGGCUUGGUCUCUUGACUAAAUCAUAAUCUGUUGAUUUUACUGUACCUGUCAAGAACAAGGAGCAAGUUAUACUAGCUCUCUCUCAUGUGUCCUACUGUAUAGGCAAAUCAACAUAAGACAACCAUAGCAGUUUUUCAGGGAGGGAAAGCUUUACACAUGAUAAGGGUCACUUGUUUGGCAUCCCUCUUCAAGGGAAAUGAUUUUUUGGAUUGGUUAUGUUGUUCAUGCAAGAAUUAGCUCAACAUGAUGGAUUGUGACCUUCAUUAAUCCAACCUUUAUACUAACACUUUUAAAUUUGCCAUGAUGACAAAAUCAUGCUCAAACUAAACCCAAAAUGCAUGGUGCUCCUUUCAUACAUGAUCGAUGUAAUGACAAAUCUCUAACAGUCAGUGAUCCCAAGUACACAUGAAAAAUAUCAGUAUCUAUGAUAUAACUUAGACACAAUGCCCACUCUGAUUGGUAGAAAAUCCAUUAUGUAUUAUGGUUAUCUUAAUAAACCCAUAGAAAACUGAAACAUUUUCUUGUACUAAGAAAUGGUGCCACACAGCUUCAGAUCUUCUGGACUAGAUUUCCCAAAACUGCUUGCUGGGAAGUAAAAGUUCACGUGUUUUUGCUUCGAGAAAAUUGUAGCAACUAACAAACAGGAUUUUCAUUCUGUAGCAAAAAAUAAGAAAAUGAAAUAUUUAAACAUAGAACAGCACCCAAGAAAUAUCCUUGAAUUGAGAUAAAUGUUAGACCUUGUGGAGAUUGCAAUUUCUAAGGAUUCAACAGGUUGAAUGAAAUUUGAUGGUAAUGAUUGCCAACAGCCUAUCCUUUUCCCCCAUUUCUUGAUUCAUAGUUUUCAUGGGUAGGGAGUGAUGUAAAAUGUAGCCCCAUUCAUUCAUUUAUUAAUGACUUCACAACCAGUGCAGCAAAUUCACAGUCAUUUUGUUUAAUUUUGUGAAUGCAGUGUUCAAAGCUUCCAUCCCUUGUCAAGAAUUUUGAUUGGGAAGUUAAGAAUGAGUUUUCCAAGUCUCUUGAUGAUCUUAAAAAGAAUGGUAAUGAUUGGCGAAUGGUAGCUUCUCGGCUCGGCUUCUCAAAUAUCAUACAACAACUGGAAAAGGUCUCCAAGCCAACUAUUGAACUUCUCAGGCAGUGCACUGACACAACCUGUAUAGAACUGUUGGAUAUUCUUGUAAAUAUCGAUAGAAGUGAUGUGCUGGAUGAUGUGGUCAAACAUUAUAAUAAGAGAAACACCAACUCUAUCAGACCACUGUGUCUAAGAUCUCCCACACAAGAGGGUGAGGAUGGCAAAAGCACAUUUUCUGGUCUUUCAUGGCCAUUGCAAGACUCUGGAUGCGAAAGGUAAGACAACCAACUGUUUUAUGUGAAAGUGACUGAUCAGAGUGACUUGCAGUUUCCAGUAAAGAAAAACCUCUUUCAUCAUGGUAGCCUUUCAAACUCAUUCAGAAUUCAUCAUUCCACUGGUUCCAUUAGUGACAUCAGAUUCCCUGAAUCAGGUGUGCACUAACAUGGCUGGUAAACAACAAAUACCACAAACACAGGCCUAAAUGCCAUGUACAGAGUUUGACACCUCAAAUUUUGGGAAAAGGUUUUGCAAAGAAAUCAGACAAAAUCUAAUGUGGAGUCUUAGAAAAUUGCACUAUUUUUGUUGCUUCAUGGAAUGUACACUAGCAUGAAGACACUGAGGUUGGAAACAAAGAAUACUCUCACUGUUUGCAAACCAUACUAAUCUGUUUUUCAGAUAAAAACAGAUUAGUUUGGUUUGAAUUUUAUUGGUCAGGUGUUAGGAAAUUGUUUUUAGCAAAUUAAAUGAAAGGCCUCUCAACAGCAAGGACAACAACAAAAUGACCAGAUUUUUCAAGAGAGUCGGUUUCUUUAGGGUAGGAAGAUCUCUUCCAUCAAAGGAAUAUAGAUUUGUUUUCAAAACUAAAAUUCAAAGAUAAGAAAUCUCUUUUGAAUUUCUCCAAAUUGGUUUACUUUUUGAUCAAGGUAAAAACAGGUAUAAUAAGUACAUAGUAUUUUACAGCUAAUGUAUGAAUGUUACAAUCUCUGUGCUUUAAAUGUUCCCAACAAUUAUGACUCACUUCUUUGAAAAAAUUGCAUCAGAAAGUCAAAUCCACUGAAGAAAAAAGGAGGGAUUCAACAGAAGGGAAUGAAAAUGCAUUUUUUUUUUUCUAGGUGAUCACUCACACAGACAGAAAUUUAACACAUGCAUUAUUUCUGAUUGAUGCAGAUGAUUGAAAUGAUGAUGUCUAGUGUUAUUUUCAGUGGAAUGCUUUACGACCGUUGAAAUCGUGUAAACUUUUGACUCUUGCAAUCCCUUUUGAUUUAAAAUUUUAGCACUGUCUCACUUUUACUCAGUCCAAUGGUCAAUUUCCUGAGUUGCUUCCCUAGCAGGCAAAUAGGUGGAGAAAGUUGCUUGCUCAAGUUGGAAAUCUACUUUUCAUGGACAAAGGGAUGGGUUUUUUUUCCAAGCACUGUCAAACUCUUAAUUGAUCAAUAUUUAUCCGUCUAUAUUUUUAUUAAAUUCUCAUUAGUAUGCUAUUAAGACUUAUAAAUUUUUGUUGAAUAGUGUUAAUUUGUGCAAAUUUGUGACUCUUUUCCAGAGAAGAUAAGCUGCAUCCCUGAUUUGUUGUAAAAAUUUUGGGCUUAAAGUUGUACUAAAUAUAUGCUGGUGUUGCAGUCAUUUAGAAGAAGACUUCUCUGAUAACUGUUUUCAAUUUUCUGGUGUUUCACAUUGCACCAUUGCUGUUAUUUUGUACAUGAAUAAUUUGACACACCCCCUCCCCCACCCACCCCAUUAUUUUGGGUAAUAAAAAAGAAUCACAGAAGGAAGAAAAGCCAGCAGGGCAAGUGACAAAAAAAUCGCUCGCCCCCCUUUCCCUAGCUCAAGGUCUGGAUUCACUACUGGAUAUUGUUUACACUAAACUUGUAAGCUUAUCAAAGUGUACUGGCAAGUGUUUUUUGUUAAAUGUUAAUUUGUGUUACUUUGUUUCACAGUAGCAUAUCAAAGGUGGGGCCAGAGGAGUCAGAUGAAACAGGUGAGUGACAUUGAUAUUUGAGCUGAGCAACAUUUACAUGGUAACACACCACAAUUAUCAGAAUUAGGGUGUGGCCGAAAAAAAAAGGGGUGACAAAAAUUGAACUACAACAUGUUCUGAUUAAUAAACAAUUGAGCCGGCCUUCAGGUGAAUCUGAAAUGAAUAUUCAUUGCUUUUCAUUACCCCUAUAAUUCCCAGGAAUUAUUAAAAUAACUUGUUUUUUUAUUCAUCACAGAAGAAGAUUUUCACUCAGAUGAAUCUAAGACGUUUUGGUUAAACAUUCCUGGGACUUACGAUCGAAAGGUAUUGUUUUCAUAUACACGUACAUGUGUUGUUAAUUUUGUACUCUACCCUGUAACUUUUAUUAACGUUUAAUUGCCAUAUGAGAACAAGAAAAAAAUUGCAGACGUUGCCCGUUUAUUGGGGGUAUAUCAUUAAAAAAAUACUGAAAGGUAAUACUGAAAAUUGCAUCCAUGAAAGAAGAUGUCAUUUAGUUAAUAACACUUGCAUAAUCGGAGAAGAAGAACUCCGAGUGCUUCCAAUCGGGUCGAACCUACGACCUUCCAAUUAGUACUUCGAAUAGUCUACCACUGAGCUAUAGGUGACUCGUGACAGGCUUAGCUGUUUAACUGGGUCCAUGAUGACAAACUAUGUUUACAACAACAGCCGCUGAAUAAAUAAAUUUCUUAGUUUCCAAAGAAGAAAUCGUUGUUCUCUACUAGAGGGCGAUUAGAACACUUUCAAUAGACAAACCACUGACUGGGGUGACUAUUAUCAAAUGAAUUUUGAAAAGGCUUGCAUCAGCCAAUUUUGUAAAAGGCUUUGCAUCAUCUUAGUUGUUAGAGGCUAAUGGGCUGUUGUUGCGGAUUUUGCCGUUACUUUCGGGUUUCACUUUUUUAGAGCUGGAUGGAUUUUUUUCAAGCUGCCAAGAACACUUGUCCAAAAGAAAUUCAGCAGGGAAAUGUGCAGAAAUUUCUCAGCAAACUGCUCGGCAUUGAAUAUGGUAACACAGUUGAUAAUUAAAUGAUAAGGUGUCAUUAUUUCAUGUUCGUUUGCUAUCACCUAGAAGUAUGUUACGUAAGGUUUGGGUCAUACAAUACUAUUCUUCAUGACGCUUAUUAAUGCCCCUGGGUUACCUGACUUUAGAGUUUAUUUUGCUGACAUUUAUGCAUUCCGCUUUCUUUUGAUGGUACGUUGUGAUCUGUUGGAAUACUUUUUGUUGUGUAAACCAAUCAAUUUGACUCGAUCAUCGUGCUUCAUCGUAAUUUACAACCUAUUGUACAGACAAUACUCCCUCAUCGUUAUCGUUAUCAUGAUCAUUAUCAUUAUUAUUUUCAUUUUCAUUAUCAUUAUUUUUAUUGUCAUUAUUAUUACAUUAUCGUUAUUAUUUUCAUUAUCGUUGUCAUUAUCAUUAUCAUUGUCAUUAUCAUUGUCAUUAUCAUUAUCGUCAUCAUUGUCAUUGUCAUCAUCAUUGUCAGUAUCAUUAUCAUCAUCAUCAUCAUCAUCAUCAUCAUCAUUUUCAUUGUCAUUAUCAUUGUCAGUAUCAUUAUCAUUAUCAUCAUCAUCAUCAUUGUUAUUUUCAUUGUCAUCGUCAUCGUUAUCGCCAUCGUCGUCGUUGUCACCUUCAUCGUCAUUAUCGUUGUCGUUCUCUAUUAACUUAUUACUAUCGUCAUCGUUAUCGGCGCUGCCAUUGACAUCCUAAUAAGAAUCAUCAUUGUCAUCUCUUUCAGUUUUCACUGAUAAUAUGAAGGAGCUCUUCUAAGCCAAAGGAAUAUCUUACACAACUGUCGUCAAGACACCAAUUGUCACGUUCAGUUUAUGUUGAUGGUGGCUUAGAUUACAUGAUGCUCAUAAUUUCGGGUUGAGUUCGACCAAUUGCAUGGGAACUGUUGAUAGUACACAGAUCACAUUUUUUAUUGUAUCUCGAUUGUAUUCAUGAAAUUACGUGUGCCUACAUAAGGUCUGUUAUCAGAGAUUUUGGCACUCAUUUUGUCUAAUUCUCUGUUUCUUUUGUUCAUGGUGUUAGCAACUGACAACAUCAGACUUAAUCAGUUUUUGGAGUUGGUGGCGCUGUUUGGCCCUUUCAAGCCAGGACGUGAGGGAUGCCUGCAAAAGGUGCUCUUCAAUUGCCUCAGAUAAUUGUUUGUGUCUAGAUGAGAAGAGACAAUUAAGGGGUUUUUUUUCGCGUAAUAAGUACGUUACCAAGGUUUCAGUGUGAAACGGCAACGGGAACGUCACUAAACGAAAGAGUUAAUGAACAGAACAAUGGCCGUGCACGUACGUUAUGGUAACUUUCUUUGUUUCCUCUCCAAAACUAGAAUGUGAAAUGGCCAAACUUUGCGUUGUAUGGAGAACGUGAACGACGAUGGCUUAUUUUUUAAAUUUUUAUUUUUAAUUUAACGAUGUUUUCCAUAUUCAGUUUCGAGAUAGUUUCGACUACGAGAAACAAACUUAAUUACUUUAGAGUAUCGUCAGAUUUUUAGGUAAGAUAUAAGUUAAUCUUUUUUAACCGACGUUGUCCACAGCGUAACCGUGGUAGGUCCUUAAAUUCCCUAAAGUGGGGUACUUUACUUGUAAUGGAAGUAUUUUAACCCAAAAAUAGUCGAUUGCAAGCACUAUAUCCUGCACCCAUGGAUUUCAAUAAAAGCCGCCGCGUUACCGGCAGUCUGCUUCCGCCUUUAUUCCUCUACACCCUAAAUUCAGUAUGCAUAGUCUCCAUACUGUCCUCCAUACACUUCCAAAGAGGCUGACAAGGUGAAUUUGUUUCACAAUCAAGAACUGCUUUAGUCGGUGACCAUCUUCUCUAUUUGCGUGACUUUCAUGUUUGAAUGAGGGGUGAUAUUGUAAGGACAAAUUUGAUGCCAGUCAAUCAUAGGACCGAGGGGUUAAGACCUCUCACCGCCUUCUGUGUAGCCUGUCAAUGGGCUUUCGUGUUUGGCUUUCGCGUGGACUUACGCACGAGUGAGUUACUUCCCGGCAGCCCAUUGGUUUUCGAAUUUCCUGCGUUUAACGAGGAACGUAACAUUCGGACUGAUCAGGAAUAAGAGGCAAAUUACAGAGGUUUCAGUAGUAAUUACUUAAACAGCACUCUCUAUAAUGACUAGAAUGCUGGAGAGUGCAUCUCCGAUCUUCUAGAUUUCAAACUUUUUUCCGGGGAAACAUGCCCCCUAAUACGCCCCCCUCCCUCCUUGUGGAAAGAGCCUUACAGCCGCCUAUUACACAAUGGGUAGCCGCUUAUGGAAAAAAAAUAUUGAAGGCCCCUGUAUAUUAUACAGUUUGUUUAAUUUAUUGAUAUUAGUUAACAACCAAACGCGACUGCCGUACCAGGAAUUCAUCACUCAAAGGCUUCACUUGCCUAGAAUGAAUAUAGGAUUAGGACUCGAAUGGACAUCUCACCUCGUCUUUCUCUCCUACAACUAUGCUUUUCAUGUGUUUUCUGUUCCUUGUUGACGAUUGAAGUUUAUCUAAUCAAGUUUUUAUUUCCGUAAGAAAAACCAUAGGAGAAAAAGGAAAAUUUAAGAAGAAUAUUCUCUAGUUUUUUUUUUCUAAGUAUUUAGCAGUGUAGAAUUUUAACCUCUUUGAAUUCCUCGCCCCAAUGGUCCAGAUUUUCAGUCUCUGGAAACAUGAUGUAAUACAAAGCAAACAGCUGUCCAGUGGAGUUAACUUUUCAAUCAUCUGACAUAAAAGUUACCGGUCGAAAAGUUAACUUUUUUGACUUGUUUACGAUAAUUAUUUUUCUAUUAUUCUUUUUUUUAAGAUGUGUGAUUUGAUGAAGGACUCAAUUUCAGUUCGAGAUGACGGCGCAAAAGAGAGGUAAAUGUAACUCGUCAAGGAAAGAGGAUACCAUAACUGUUGGAGCUGUUCGACGUAAGCGGUGACAUUCCUCCCUGCCCAUUCUCCCCACGGUCACACGUCCCAGGCAAAAAUUAAUGGUCUUUAACUAUAUCAGUGGGAUUUCAUUUGCUAUGUGACUUGUAGAAAUACCAGCAACGAUGUACCACAUGCUUGUUACGUUUAGGUGUUUUCGGAAAUACAGGCAACCUCUGAAGCUGCACAGUUUCUGUUUUCAAAAACAGUCUUCCAAGUUUUCAAUAAUUCCGUGUAAAGGAAUAUUUUAUAAAAUGACUGUGAUACUACAAGCGCCCUGAUUGGUCAAGAACCUAUCGGUUAUUGCACCGAAAAACCCAUAGUUUAUUUAUAAAAGUAAUAGACCGCACUCUAUCGGUUUACUGGCGUAAUAAGCGAGGUGGGUUAAAACCUCUUUCAAUGGAAUAUAAACUAUAUCAGGAUUUCGGUGUUCUUGUGGUUAACUUCGUUCUUUAGUAAUAGUGGUAUUGCAUACCAUGAACUACUCAUUCGAUUAUUUUCUAUACUGUUAUUCAAACACUGUCUUUUGUGCGCCUUACCAUUCGACGAUUCCAUAGGAUCUUCCUUAUUGCAUCCCAAAACCUAUUUAUGCAUUCAUCAUCGGUCAAAUAAUGAUAUUUUGUUGGUUAUGCAUAAUUGUUGUAGAUACAACAUCCAAUCGGUCAGAAGUUACCUAAUGUUGAAGUAUCCUCACAAGUUGGUUUGCAGGUCGAAUGAACGAAACCGAAUCAUACGAACGCCUUAGAGACCAGAUCCCAGGGCAUUUUCUUCUCCGGAUCAGUUCUUCCAAAGCUCACGAUGGUGUAUUCGUACUUGCCGUUAAAACAAGGGGUAGUGGCGUGGUUCAAAUUCAAAUUAAGGUAACUGACGUUAAUUGCAAGUGGAACGAAACGAUCGUUUGAGCGUUGUCUUCAAAUGAGCCAAAAACACCUUUGGACGCCGCAAUUUUAAGAACAUCUUUGUAACCUGGCCGCAUACGCAAAUGCGCGCUGCACAAACAGCUAGUACCUUUGCUACUAUUUUAUUUACAGCAGCUCAAUAUAUUUCAACAGUUCUCCAAUAGAAGAAGAAAGAAGGAAAGAAGGCUUUUUGGUACGAAACCCGUUGUUGGCCAGGUUCCUAAGCGAGGUUCAAAAUGGCGGCGGCCGUAAUAAAAUUAUAAUGCUCGUUCGUAGAUAAUUUUGGAAACUUCAGGCUUCUCUUUGGACGCUCAUAUCGUGAUCUGAGUUUAAUUUCACAAAUUCUUAUGAGAUAGUGAUGCUAAAAAGUGAGCCUACGUCUCCUUAUAAAAAGGCAAUUCUCUAUGACUCGGGACUUAAAACAAGACAAUUUUUUCGCACUUACGUUCUUUUCCUUGUGGUGCAAAUCAUGUUUCGCAAUGUUUUCAUUAUUAGAGAGACUUACAAAACAGCAACCUUCUGCUUGCGGACAGAGAAUUCGAAAAUCUGAAGUCACUCGUCGAUGAUUUGAGGCGAGAUGUUCUCUUGGAAAACUGCAAGCAGCUUCUAAUCAAUCCGUGCCCGGGACUACCGCUUAAUGCUAUUUUCACUGGCUAUGUGGAUGGUAAACCAAGACAAGGAGGUCGCGGGCGGGGGAAACCUCGAAAGUGAUUCAAGCUCAAGUCGACUGAAAAAUAUUCGUGACUUCCUUCUGCAUGAGCAGAGACCAUUUCACUUUUUCUUGACUGACUGUUAACCUUGCUGAGGUUAGACUUAGCAGUUUAGACGAGAAAGCUUAGGAAUUUUGUAUAGUUUCAAUAGUUUUUUUUGGUAGGAAAUUACCGAUAAUUUUGUUCCCAAAUAUAGAAAGGAGUUUUAUUUAUUUUUAUCCUGCGUAAAGGUGUUCUUGCGUGAUUUUUAAGUUAAGCCAAAAAAGAAGUGUACCCGAUGUCGAACUCCAACAAAUAGGCUGCCAACAGCUUUUUCCUUGAUUUUUACUACUUAUGUCUUUAACUUGUGGUGUGAUGAGCAGUUGCCGUUUAUGGCCAAAAAAAAUUCCCCUGAGCCAGCAAUUUUUGUUAGGGGGGUGGGGUGGGGGGGAGGCUUAUUGGAGAACUAGAGAACUUGUUAAAUAGUCAUUUGGAAGUAGACCCUAGAUAAUACCAGAUUUCAAAUACGAGUGUACCAUUAAGUAGAGUUUCAAAUUAGCGCAGGAUGUUCAGAUAUUUAUCUUAUUACAAUUGUUUUUAUUGUUUUCAUAAGUAUUUCUCAAACUCAUUAAUAAUUCAUGCUGAGAAAACGAAGGAAAUUACAACCGUGAAGGAAGUUUAGAUAUGUGAUCUUAAUUAUCAUAAAAUUUGGUGAACUUUUGCUUUGAUUUUCUCCAAGAAUUAUUAAUUGUUUGAGAAGCUAUAUCAAACAUUCGAAAGGGUGUUUCAUCCGAUAUCCAAACACCUUGAGGUUGGUUAAAAAAAAACUCGGCUGCGCCUGUUUUUUUCAACCACUUCUCGGUGUUUAGAUAUCGGAUGAAACACUCUUCCUAGUGUUUGAUAUAUUACAACACUGUUCGUCGUUGAAAAUGCGCGCAACUCAUUAUGAGCAUGCGCGCUUUCGUGUGUUGCUAUGAAAGUAAAGAUAGGAGCAACCUGAUGUUGUGCGCAGUGCAUUUUAUGACAUAAAUAUAAAUAAAUAAGUAAAUAAAUAGACUUUAAUGGCUACCACAAGUACUAGUGGACCCAGUAGUUUACAUUGUGGGCCAGGCAAGAUAGAGAAACAAAUAUUUCAAAUAAACGCAAAGUGCU
Molecule: messenger RNA, 12473 nt
Organism: Pocillopora meandrina
Lineage: Eukaryota; Metazoa; Cnidaria; Anthozoa; Scleractinia; Pocilloporidae
Source: the annotation of a GenBank genome assembly